Botrytis porri is the source of this 960-nucleotide messenger RNA. RefSeq lists its product as uncharacterized. The coding region runs from base 1 to 960 and encodes 319 amino acids. The transcript is spliced from 5 exons. Gene Ontology annotation, molecular function: protein binding. Lineage: Eukaryota; Fungi; Ascomycota; Leotiomycetes; Helotiales; Sclerotiniaceae. The record is from RefSeq and is a predicted model, not a curated record.
AUGAACCUUGGAGAGAAAAAUGAGGAGAGUGUGAUAGACGAUUCUCCGAAGACACAACAGCAGACCAACUACGCUUCCGGUUCACCGCCGCCUCGAAGAUCCAAAGCUCAACCACUACAGUCUCCUAUGGAUACAGACUCUCGGCGCCAAACUACUACUUCUCGAAGACCGAAAGGCAAAUUAUGGACACCGGAUCAAGACUCACUAUUCACAAGAUCAUCAUUCGAUCCGUCAAAUAUCGCGUCUAUUCAAGCAAAUAAAACACGGGCUCAGGCGAUGAAACCAGGCGCACACAGAUCAAUCAAAUCUUCCCCUCAGCUUAUGCCAAGAUCAGCCCCUCAUCUAAAUCAUGAAUCGAAGCCUCAGGGUGAAGAUUAUACCAUUAUUCUUCAGCCAGAAACUAGACCGAUAUCACAGGUGCAGCUCGUAGCUGAAGUGAAGGGCAUCUAUGCAGACCUUGUCAUGGUAGAGGCAAAGUGCAUAGAAGUGGAUAACAAACAAGCUGGCUUGACACAAGGCGAUUCUUCGCAGCCGAAGCUCAAUAACGAGCAAUGGCAAUUCUACUACUACGCAAAAUCUCUUUAUACAGUAGUGCCAUUCACUUCUGUACACAAAUCGAUCCUUACACUCUUCGACCCUGUUCUUAACGUCGAAAAUAGCCAGAGCCAAUAUCAAUUACCUCCUCUCGAUACUGCUUUUAUCAAAGCUCAUACUCACCUGUUCACGAAUCGAACCAUGGACAGAUUUGACAUAGCAAUUAAAGAGUUCCUUGGGCUUCUCGAUAUCCUAGGCUUCGGUUCAAAAGAAAACCCUAUCAUGAAAGUCAUAGCACCACCACCCGCAGCUGACAAGACUGAUAUUCACUUGGAGGGUACUGAGGAUGAAUCUUCUCCUUCUAUGGUUGCUUUUAGGCACGCGGAGGGGCUUAACAACUCUGCACUUGAUAUUGUUCUUCAUUGA